Messenger RNA from Mytilus californianus (California mussel), 3283 nucleotides. RefSeq lists its product as uncharacterized. The record is from RefSeq and is a predicted model, not a curated record. The transcript has 12 exons. Lineage: Eukaryota; Metazoa; Mollusca; Bivalvia; Mytilida; Mytilidae. Bases 95 to 3034 code for a protein of 979 amino acids. Gene Ontology annotation, molecular function: protein binding.
UGUAACAGAGUAAAUAUAACACGAACUUGUGUACUGGAACAACAUUAUAAGGACAAGGAGAUUAGAUACAAUAGGGAUGAAAUAGAGUGCUAGAAUGGCAUUGAACUUGGAAACGGAAGUUUUAUUCAAGAGAGGCACAAAGAGUAGAAAUGGUUAUACACAAACUAAUGGAUCGUUGCUUGUUCCUGUCGACAGUCACAUCGACAGGGAACUUCUCGUUUCGUCUGAUUUCACUCUUGACGGAAAUAUACCUCUUGCAACAGAAAAUCAUUCUCACAGAAACCUCCGGAGCUCAUCAGACAGUCAGUGCAAUGGCCGAUUUCGAGCGUCAUCCGGGGGAACUGGUAAUGAAACCGACGACGAGUAUUAUACAGACGAAGAAGACGAAGUGUUUAUAAAUGGAGGGAUACAUAUUGAUAAUUACUCUAAACCUUUAAUGUAUCCCCGUAAUAGACCCAAACUAAAGAAAUAUGCUAAAUAUCAUUGCGACAAUUGUACCUGUAGGAAUAGGAAAAAUAUCAAGCCUGUGAUCUGUUGUUUCUGUUUGAUUGCAUCCAUUGGAUGUAUGAUCACGUUACUUGUCUUUUAUUUUAAUGAUACAAACGAUAUAAAGAGUGAGAACUUAAACAUAAAGACAUCUAAAACAGAUAGUUUAAGAUAUAAUUUGGUAGGGUGUAAUAACAUUAAAGUUGAAGACGUGUGGACUGUUGGUCUAUCUAAACUUAAUACAGAAUCCUCGUUUAGAUUAGUGGAUGUUAAUAGUGAUGGAAUAUUGGAUGUUAUCUUUGGAUUUGGCACGGGUGCCGAUGGGUACUUUGUGUCCGAUAUUGUCUGUGAUAUAUAUUUUGGUGUUAAAGCUCCAUGCUUUGGAGGAAUGAUGGCCUUAGACGGUUUAACAGGGAAGGAACUAUGGCGCCAUUAUUCCAUACACGAACUUUUCGGGAUUAAUUGUAAUGAAGAUUUAAACAAUGACGGAAUUCUUGACUGUACUGGAGGCGGAAGAGCUGGGGCAUUUGAUGCUGUCAGUGGGAAAGAUGGAACCUUAUUAUGGACAUUUGACAAACAGGAAGCUAAAAAUGAAAUAAUGAAUUUAUAUACGUCGCAAAUUGUUAAAGACCUUGAUGGAGAUGGUGUUAGAGACAUAUUAGCCAUUCACGGAGGAGAUCCAUUACAGGACCCAGGAAGUAAAUUCCGACUGUCGGGGAGAAUUGUGUUCUUUAGUGGGAAAACUGGAAAAGUACUACAAUGGGUUGGAGUACCCGACGACAAGGAAUCUUAUUAUUCUCCUCAAGUUUAUCAAUUAAUAGACGGAUUAGAAAUAGUUUUAUUUGGAACAGGAGGAGAAACACACGGUGGAUCAUUGUGGUAUAUUUCAUUGGAUAACCUUUACAAAGGAGAAAUUGACAAGGCACAAAAGAUCUAUUCGGAUGAAUUCAAAGGUGUAAUGACACCACCAGUAUUACUCGACCUAACGGGAGAUGGCGUUGAAGAUAUUGUCAUGGCAAUGUUUAAUUCUAGUGUUUUAGCAAUAGAUGGAAUGUCAUUCAAGGUCAUAUGGAAUUACACACAUCCAAUGUCUGAGUCUUAUAAUACGCCUGCGCCUGGUUAUUACAAUGAGGACGAUAUACCAGACUUUAUGAUUAAAUACGCCAAUGGUCCAGGAUUUCCGUUAUACUACUUUUCUGACACUACAAUCUUAGAUGGUAAAACUGGUCUUCCCCUAAUAAACCCGGCUAUGCGUGAUUCUGUUGGAGCUCAAUCAUCUCCACUUGCAAUAAGUGUAGAAGGAUAUGGCAAUGAUGUAUUCUUAUACUGGAUGUCUGAUUGUCUCAAUUUUGAGGGAAAAGGAGGGACAUUUGAAUUUGUAAAAGGAACCAAUGUUCAUGAACAAAGUAGAUCUGAUUUCUGCCGUUUGAGAUAUAAAACCCAAGGAUAUAGCAAGAUAUAUGCCAUAAGCAAGAACACUCCCUCACCUGGGUCGACAGUCUACUAUUCUAUUGACAGGAAAGAACUUGAACAUUCGAAAUGGGUGAAUACUACGCAAGAAGCAUUAAAUUUCCUAAAGAAGCAUCCAGAACACCAGAAAGAUUAUGAGUAUUAUAAACUGAAUUCUGACCUGGACAAAAAAGAAGUAUUUAUAGAUAGGUUUAAGGAUAUAAACAGAUUGAAAAAUGAAGGAAAGAAAGAAUACGUUUAUCAACCGCCUUUACAAACAGACAGCAAUGACGAUUCUAGGGGAAAAUCCAACAAUGAAGGAUUUCAAUAUAAAUAUGAUAGUUUCAAUGACCCUAGGGAUUUCUCUGAUUACGAAGAAGAUGGGGACGUUCUUGGCAAUCGUUAUCCAUCUUUCGGUGAUAUUUAUGACGAUUUAUAUAAAAAACAAAAUUCUGGAUUUGAUAGAAAACAUAGAAAUAAUAAGAAUUCAUACCAUCCACAUAUGAGGAGAAAUAGUAAAACAUAUUCUAAAGAUAAAAAGACACUUUACAAACGUGGCCGAAGACGAAGACAUGUGGGUCCACAUGAUAAUGAAGGACUGCAAAGGCUCUUGUCGACUGGUACAUUGGCGCCUACCACUCUACAUGUCAAUCAUCCCGACUUUAAUCAUUCGAUAGAAUUUAUAUUUGGAACAUACUGGUUUUUUCCCGCGGAUACCCACGUGGUACUUCCGAAAGACAAGGAAUGUAUAUCUAAAAAGUUGUCACAAGAAAAACAAAGGUUUUCUCCAUUAAGUGAAUAUUAUGGUAUGGAUCAUGACGCUUAUGAGCAUGUUAUCACACAAGAAUGCCUAAAAAAGAGUGGAAGAGGACAUGAAGACCAUGAAGACAGAACGUAUGAAAGUCAAACGACAUACAAUCCGUACAAUGUGCAUAUGGGCCAGAUGACUGUUUAUAGGUUGAGAUUGACAUGUUCUUGUGCAAAUUUAACAGAAAGUCAAAUUUGUAGUAGAAUACUUCCGUUUGAUAAACAACAAUGGUAUGCUUAUAUGGGAAAUAAAGGAGACAGUCAUUGGAAACCGAGAGACAUGCAAUCAUAGCUAAUAUCAGUGCCAUCGAUUUGAAUAAAGAUUGAAAUGAAUAAGAUUAAACAUUUUCAAGGUUAUUUUAAUAAGUACAAAAACAGAUUGUCAAAUAAUCUUUAUCAAGAGCGUUUGAACAGGAAGAAUAUAGUUUUUCACCUUCUCAAAUACUAAAAAGAAAAGAAAUGAAUAAAUGCAUGUCACGAAAGUAAUCUAUUUUAAACAAUAAACAGAGAAAAACAGAAGGUCAAUAAAUCUACAAAACUC